AUGGAUCCCCAGCAAUUUGAGAAGAUGUUUUCUCAAGCCGAUUCUAUCAUGGGCCCAUUCGCAGAAGAGCUCCUCCGGAGGGCGAACUUCCCACCCGAGGGUAAUUCCCGCCUCAUUGUCCUUGAUCAGGCGUGCGGGAGCGGCGUCGUUUCCUCUCACCUCAUGUCACGGCUCUCCGCAGAAAACAAGUCCAGACUUGACCUCACAUGCGCUGAUAUCUCAGACGCCAUGAUCUCAAAUGUAUCAAGGCGUGUCGAGGUCUCUGGCUGGAACAAUGUGUCUGUAACAAAAGCGGAUGCCAUGGAUACAAAGUUUCCCUCUUCGCACUUUACGCAUAUAUUCUUCAACUUCGGGCCUCAAAUCCUACCCAUUCCUCUUGCUGGCAUUAAGGAGUGCCACCGCAUUUUACAGCCAGGUGGAACUCUGAGCUGCAGUACCUGGCAAGAAGUUCCGUGGUUCGCAGACUACCGUGCAGGUAUCGCGAGGGAUCCGGUUUUGCCCCCCUUCCCAUCGGACGAAGCUCUUCGACACGCGUUCUCUGAGGCACCAGAACGUUGGGACAGUAUUGCUGACGUCAAGUCACAUCUGAAAGAAUAUGGCUUUUGCGACGUCGAAGCUCAAGUGGCGGAGAACACUACGACCAUGACCGUCGCAGAGGUCGAAGCCAUGCUGCCAUACUCCCUGGUCAUGAUGAUUGAGAAGUUUUGGAAGAACCAAGGUUCUUUGAAGACAGAGGAGGAGUUUGGACAGGCCAAGGAGAGUGCACGACGGAGCGUCCUGGAUUACAUGAAGGAAAAGUAUCGGUCUGGCCCGGUUGUGUGGAAGUGGGUGGGCAUCGUUGCCAAGGGUCGGAAAGGCUGA
Messenger RNA from Fonsecaea nubica, 861 nucleotides. RefSeq lists its product as hypothetical. The transcript is spliced from 2 exons. The record is from RefSeq and is a predicted model, not a curated record. Lineage: Eukaryota; Fungi; Ascomycota; Eurotiomycetes; Chaetothyriales; Herpotrichiellaceae. The coding region runs from base 1 to 861 and encodes 286 amino acids.